AACAGAACGAGUUCUUUCUGAAUACAAACUUCCAACAUCCCCCUCUCUCUCUCUCUCUCUCUCUCUCUCUCCGGUUCUGCCUCGUCAAAUCUCAAUAGUUCGUUUAACGUAGAGCUCCCUUCAGUCUCAAAUUUAUAUACAGUUUUUUCACAGUCUGUGUGCUUAUAUAAUUUCUCUAUCUCUCUCUCAAUUAAUUUGUCCUGCGUUCUUGGCACAUCGUGGAGCACGGGUGGGAGAGUCAAAUUGGCGGGAACCAACGGUUGAUUCUGAGGUUCUAGGAAUUGGGUUCUACUGGGAUUUGAGUUUGUAUUUCUUUUUAUUUGAUUCCAUGGCUAACCCGUCUGGAAGCCAUCAGGAGGCAUCGUCUUCUCCGUUCAAUGGCCACGCGGCCGCUGAUGGGAACACGAGCAAUGAGAAUUCAGGUGCGCCGCCGGAAAACCAGGUCAUGAAGCACAACACGGGAAUCUCCUUGGACUGGACCGCGGACGAGCAGGCCAUACUCGAAGAAGGGCUCGCAAACUUUAGCUCAGAACCGUUCUUAAGACGCUGCUCAAUGAUUGCUAUGAAUCUUCCAGAGAAGCUUGUUCGGGAUGUGGCAUUGCGCUGUCGAUGGAUGACUAAAAAAGAAAAUAGCAAGAGAAGGAAGGACGAACAUAAUUUAACAAGGAAACACAAAGACAAAAAGGAAAAAGUCAAUGAUCCUUCAGUUAAGUCAUCUCCCUUUGCGGCACGGCCGAAUGUUCCCACAUAUGCUCCACCAGCAAUGGAUAAUGAUGAUGGCAUCUCAUUCAAAGCUAUUGGCGGUGCCACGGGAGAGUCUCUGGAGCAAAAUGCACAGGCCUUACAUCAAAUUUCUAUAAACCUUUCAGCUAUGCAGCUGCAGGACAACAUAAGUCUCUUCUGUCAAACCCGCGAUAACAUCCACAAAAUCAUGAAUGACUUGAGCUUGAAUGGCACGCCGGAGGUAAUGAAGCAAAUGCCACCACUGCCAGUGAAGUUGAAUGAAGAGCUAGCUAACUCCAUGCUGAAUCGCACAAACCUUCCAAUGAAAUGAUCACCCUUAUCCUUACCUAGGUU
Molecule: messenger RNA, 1077 nt
Organism: Juglans microcarpa x Juglans regia
Lineage: Eukaryota; Viridiplantae; Streptophyta; Magnoliopsida; Fagales; Juglandaceae
Exons: 7
Coding region: 329-1054 (241 amino acids)
Source: RefSeq, a predicted model, not a curated record